Aspergillus thermomutatus is the source of this 1911-nucleotide messenger RNA. RefSeq names its product transcription factor domain-containing protein. The record is from RefSeq and is a predicted model, not a curated record. The coding region runs from base 1 to 1911 and encodes 636 amino acids. Gene Ontology annotation, biological process: DNA-templated transcription. The transcript is spliced from 8 exons. Lineage: Eukaryota; Fungi; Ascomycota; Eurotiomycetes; Eurotiales; Aspergillaceae. Gene Ontology annotation, molecular function: DNA binding; zinc ion binding.
AUGCAGGUCACAUAUGUGUGUAUUCCGAAGCUGAGAAACGCGUGUCGGUACCUGAAAGGCCAGCAGACGCGAGAUGCUAACCGCAGCGAUAUCCCAAACAGCUACCUGCGUCAGCUUCAGUCGCAAGCUAGAGCGGCGAGACAAGGGUCAGAGCACAGACUUACUCUUCCACCUCUGUCAUCGGACUCCACUCCAAGCCAAAACACCCCGUAUAGCAACGCCAGUCAGAGCACUCCGCCUGACCGGGAUGAUUGGUGGUAUAAUGGAACGGAUAAUCUUUUCUUAAAUCGAUCGGGCGAACAUCACUAUGUUGGCCCUGCUUCAGCGGUCGCGCUGGCCAAGCGAUUGCAUCCGUCAUCAACCAAUCUCGCAUGGGACGUGCGUCCUCUGUACGAUGAUCCUUCGUCUCUGCGCCGUUCCGUCACUCGGGCUCUGCCGCAGCUGCCACCGUUCGAAUUCGCCAAGCGAUUGUUCUGGGUGCAAUAUGCCUACAUUGGAACUAUCUUUUCCCUGAUCCAGCCUGAGGAUUUCGAAGAACGACUCAAUUUCGUCUAUCAUCACCCUCCUGACUUCUCAAACCGAGAGUCAUGCCUUGUUUAUUGUCAAGUCCUCCUUGUCAUUGCCUAUGGGCUCAUGUAUUCAGUGAACCAAUGGUCAGGAGAUGAGGGCCCGCCUGGCUUCAAGUACUUUAAGCAUGCCUUGCGUUUUCUGCCUGAUAUUCAUGAGGAAGGCUCGAUAUUCUUCGUCGAGGUUUUGUGCUAUGUUGCUUAUUACAUGCAGAAUCUGAACCGGCGUGAUGCUGCGUUUCUAUAUAUUGGCCUCGCGCUUCGCAUGGCCAUCUCUUUAGGACUCCAUCAGGAGGUGUCACAUCCCGAUGUGAGUGAUGCAGAUCGCUAUCGACGACGGCGAGCAUGGUGGUUACUUUCUGUCAAGUCCGGGAAUCCAAUCACUAUCCAGGAUGAAGAUAUUGGGACAAUGUGGCCGAUACCUGAAGGCGGUCCUACAGCUGUUCCAUGGCCGUCAGUCGUUCUCACUCACUACACCCAAUUGUCUCGCAUUCUGGGCAGAAUUGAGAUCUACCGCAAGAAACCUCGAUCCGGGUCUAAUCUCCUGGCAUCGGUACAGAGCAUUACAAACGACCUGUCUGACUGGCUCCGACAAGUGCCAGAUCGCUUACGCAUUGACUUUACCACACUAGAUACGCAUAUUAAUCGCGAAUCAGUCUCCAUAUUCCUUCACUUUUACUCAUGCAUCAACAUGACUGCCAGACCUCUAGUGUUCUAUGUAAUCCAGAGGCGACUGGAUGCAGGGACCGGAGGACCAGCCACAAAUGACUGGAAAGACGGCCUGUCGCAAAACACAGUUGCAGUCAUUGACAGUUGCAUCACCGCAGCUCGAGCCACGACGCUCAUCAUGGACGCUGCAGCAAGGCACAAUUUGGUUGCAACCUACGGCUACUUGGAUGGCGAAUACAUCUUCUCUGCCGCUCUGCUGCUGAUCAUGGUCAAUGCGGCCUUUCCGCACAAUGAGACAAAUGCGAGAACCAUGGAAAUGGCACUGGAUCUGUUGCGCAGCAUGGCAGAUCGAGGAAAUACGUACCUCGGGUCUCGUCACUCCUUACUGCUAGAACUUCGGGCCUCUAUUGGAUCCAAUCAACUGUCCAAGGAGGAGCUUGAUUUCAAUGCUCCUGUAACACCUAGCAGCAAUCAGCAGCGCAGUCCUCCUGACGCCGUUAUAAGAGGUGAUGAUACAAGGGCCGGUCCCUCGGAUUGGCCAAUCCAGCAGGAUAUCACGUUCCAUCUUGAUAUCAAUGAGGAUCCAGGAUUGUGGGAAGAGGUUCUUGGUCAGAUCGAUAUUGAUAUGGACACUGACUGGAUUGAGAAUACUUUGAGAAGGCAAGACAACGAUUGA